This is a messenger RNA of Caenorhabditis remanei, 1407 nucleotides long. RefSeq lists its product as uncharacterized. The coding region runs from base 1 to 1407 and encodes 468 amino acids. The record is from RefSeq and is a predicted model, not a curated record. NCBI's taxonomy places the organism in Eukaryota, Metazoa, Nematoda, Chromadorea, Rhabditida, Rhabditidae. The transcript is spliced from 5 exons.
AUGAACAGCUCUGCCCACGACUAUAAUGAUCUGUACGACCCACAAGUAUUCAGUCAAAGUCAAUUCUUCGUAGGAGAUUCCAGCUCCUACUCCUUUGGCAACCAAUCAUUCCACUCUUCUUUGUAUCAACCUCCUCCAUUGCACUACACCUUCUCUCCAAAUGUCCCUGUUUCAUAUGACAACAUACAAUGGAACAGCAAUGUAAGAAUGCUCUACAAAUGUAAUUCCUGUGGGAAGGAACAUAGUGAAGAUACUGUUCUAAAGAAGUACAGAAACAAGCCGGAGAAAUUUGUAUGUUCCGGAUGUCAUAAAUGGAGCAAGAAUCUCAAUGAGCCGCUUCUCGCCGCAUUUCAAGAUGCCAUUGGGAAUGCCCAUUUCAAAAUGAAUGUUUUCUUGAAAAACUUCAAGAAAAAUCAUGGAGUCAAUAUUGAAGAAAGGUCAAUUCGCAGCCACUUGGAUAAACUGAUCAACGAAUUCAUCAAAAGAUCAGAUGACUCCAAGAUGAUAAUCAAGAUGCUUCGCUGCGCAGAGACGACCAUUCCAGCCGAUGGGAAUAUUCUCGAUAGGAUCAAAAAAUUAGGCAAGGUAGAAACUGAGAUCAAAAGAAAAGGCGUCCGGGUGGUCAAGUUCGUCAGUGAAACCGAAGGAAUCGAAUCAUUUCCAACGGUAGAACUUGCUUCUGAACGUCAUCACUCAGCGAAUCUUGAUGACGAUUUCUCAACAUUCGAUGGCUCUUUCUUGCCAGCAAUGAGUACACCUAACUCGUCCAUACAAAACCCAUCACUGACUUCAGAAGAUAACGUGAAAAGGGAGGAAAAUGAAAUCAAAAGAGAGCUAGAAGAUGAGGAAGCGCGUACUCCACCAAAAAGAGAAAGGAAAGAGGAAAAGAAGCCGUUGGAAAUCUCCCCAUGUGCCCCCGUGCCAUCGACUUCGGCCGGAAUAUUCUUCUUCAUCUUCAGCGACUUCUUGAACAAAUUGAGCGGAUCGUUGAACAACGAGAACCCAAAUCUAGAGAAAUUCAUAAAAGCUAUCAAUGAGGAAAUCGGAAAGAUGAGCACCGAAUUGGCGGAGAAAAAAGUCCUCUACCGGCAGAUCCAUUCCUGGCUGCAUGGUAUCUUCAAUGCGGUAAAAUAUGGAAUUGAGACCCGCCCAGUCGCGGAAUCCGAUGAGUUGGUGGUUGUGGCCGAAUUCCUCAAAUUCAAAGAUUUUCUGAAGAUUUUUGAACAACUGGCGAGUCACUUUAGAUUCUUUGACACAUCAUUCGAAAUUUUGAUUAAGGAAGUUGGAGAUGCAAUUCAAAAUUCUGCUGACGAACAAGUUUUGAACGCGAAUGAAAUCCCCGGACUGGUGAAAUUCAUUUACGAUCAGAAUGGAGUCAAAAUCAAACAAUCGGUACGAUUCCACUGA